This is a messenger RNA of Arctia plantaginis, 645 nucleotides long. Lineage: Eukaryota; Metazoa; Arthropoda; Insecta; Lepidoptera; Erebidae. The record is from the annotation of a GenBank genome assembly.
AUGAGAAAACGCGGGUCCCUCACAAAUGAAUACAUCCCACACUAUGUACCAAAAACAAUUCGAAGUGCUCCGGUAACUCCUUGCGACAGCGAAGCAUCGACAUGGUCAGAACGAGUCCGUAGCAAAACUAGCUACGGCUUCCCAACGGGGUAUGCUUCAACCAGCUACGGGGACUACGACGACUCAAGCUAUGAAUCUAACUUCAACAAAUCGGACUACGAUACACCUUCGUGCAGCAAAGCGAGCUACGAAGGGCCCUCUGGGUAUAAUAAAACAAACUAUGAGUCUUCAUAUGAGAAGUCAGGCUAUGACUCAUAUGAGAAAUCAGGUUAUGGAGAGUACAGAACGAGCUAUGAAGGAUCUACAGGGUACGAGAAGGGGAACGAAGAUUACAAGCAUAGCUACGAGUCAGAAGGUAUGUGGUGGUGGCGCCGGCCUCUCGGCGUCCGUCGCCCGUCGUGCCGGCAAUGCGGCGCUUCGUCGGCUACGCGGCCACUACGUAUGACACCGUGCGCUGGCGUGGCGCAGGCGCUGCCGCCACCGCCGAUGCCGCCGCUCGAGCCACACUCUCCGCACACCUCCGACCGCCACCGACUAAAGUCACGUGACCGCCCAUUGCUUUUCGUUAAGCAACUGUUUUUAUAG